UGACGAGCGGGGGGCUCCCGGCGCCGGAGGCGGCGCGGCGGCAUCCCCAUCCUCCUUCUCCUCCCUAUCCCUCCGCCUCCUCCCUCCCUCCCUACCUUCCCCCGGGCGCCCUCUGCACUUUCUUCUCGAACCACUCUCGUAGACAAACUUUGAUGGGGAACCUCGCACCGCGCUGGAAAAAUGCCGGUUAUGAAGGGAUUACUGGCACCUCAGAACACCUUCCUCGACACCAUCGCCACCCGGUUUGACGGCACACAUAGUAACUUCAUCCUUGCAAAUGCUCAGGUGGCUAAAGGAUUCCCCAUUGUUUACUGCUCUGAUGGCUUCUGUGAGCUUGCUGGAUUUGCACGGACUGAAGUCAUGCAGAAGAGCUGCAGCUGCAAAUUUUUACUUGGUGCUGAAACAAAUGAGCAGAUGAUUCUUCAAAUUGAGAAAUCGUUGGAGGAAAAGAUAGAAUUUAAAGGAGAAAUCAUGUUCUACAAGAAGAAUGGGUCUUCAUUCUGGUGCUUACUGGAUAUUGUUCCUAUAAAGAAUGAAAAAGGAGAUGUAGUACUCUUUCUGGCCUCUUUCAAAGAUAUAACAGACACAAAAGUGAAGAUUGCUGCAGAAGACAAAAAGGAAGAAAAAUGGAAAGGAAGAGGAAGAGCAGGAUCACAUUUUGAGUCGGCACGUAGACGGAGUAGAGCUGUCCUUUAUCAUAUCUCUGGACAUCUACAAAGAAGAGAGAAGAACAAAUUAAAAAUUAAUAAUAAUGUUUUCGUAGAUAAACCAGCAUUUCCAGAAUACAAAGUUUCAGAUGCAAAAAAAUCCAAAUUCAUUUUGUUGCAUUUUAGCACUUUUAAAGCUGGCUGGGACUGGCUUAUUUUACUGGCAACGUUUUAUGUUGCUGUGACUGUACCUUACAAUGUUUCCUUUAUUGGCCAUGAUGAGCUGUCGACAACUCGAAGCACAACUGUCAGUGACAUUGCAGUGGAAAUUCUCUUUAUCAUUGAUAUUAUUUUAAAUUUCCGAACAACAUAUGUCAGCAAGUCUGGCCAAGUGAUAUUUGAAGCAAGAUCUAUUUGCAUCCACUAUGUGACUACAUGGUUUAUCAUUGAUUUAAUUGCUGCACUUCCUUUUGAUCUUCUUUAUGCUUUCAACGUCACUGUGAUUUUCACUUCAUCGACUUUCAGAUGUUGCCUCAACAGAACGGUUUCCCUUGUCCACCUUCUAAAAACAGUGCGGCUGCUGCGCCUCUUGCGUCUCCUUCAGAAGCUGGAUCGUUACUCCCAGCACAGCACAAUCGUUCUCACACUUCUCAUGUCCAUGUUUGCCUUGCUCGCUCACUGGAUGGCCUGCAUCUGGUAUGUCAUAGGGAAAAGGGAGAUGGAACAGAAUAACCCACUUACUUGGGACAUAGGUUGGCUUCAUGAGCUAGGAAAACGAAUUGAAUCUCCUUAUUAUGAGAAUAAUACGCUAGGAGGCCCAUCAAUCAGAAGUGCCUAUAUAGCUGCCCUGUAUUUCACUCUCAGCAGCCUCACCAGUGUUGGUUUUGGAAAUGUUUCAGCCAAUACUGAUGCUGAAAAGAUCUUCUCCAUUUGCACAAUGCUGAUUGGGGCUCUGAUGCAUGCCUUGGUGUUUGGCAAUGUGACUGCCAUCAUUCAGAGGAUGUACUCCAGAUGGUCCCUUUAUCACACAAGAACUAAGGAUUUGAAGGACUUUAUACGGGUCCAUCACCUGCCACAGCAGCUAAAGCAAAGGAUGCUUGAAUAUUUCCAAACCACGUGGUCUGUCAAUAAUGGAAUUGAUUCCAAUGAGCUUUUAAAAGACUUCCCAGAUGAGCUGCGUUCAGACAUCACCAUGCACUUGAACAAGGAGAUUUUGCAGCUCUCCCUUUUCGAGUGUGCCAGUCGUGGUUGCCUCAGGUCUCUGUCUCUGCACAUCAAAACCUCCUUCUGUGCUCCCGGGGAAUACCUCCUCCGGCAGGGAGAUGCCCUGCAAGCGAUCUACUUUGUGUGCUCAGGUUCCAUGGAAGUCCUGAAGGACAGCACCGUGCUGGCAAUUCUUGGUAAAGGAGAUUUAAUUGGAGCAAACCUAUCCAUUAGGGAUCAAGUUAUUAAAACAAAUGCAGAUGUUAAAGCUCUAACAUACUGUGACCUCCAAUGUAUUAUACUCAAAGGUCUCUUUGAAGUGCUCGACCUCUACCCAGAGUAUGCUCACAAGUUUGUUGAAGACAUACAGCAUGAUCUCACUUACAAUCUAAGAGAAGGCCAUGAAAGUGAUGUAAUAUCAAAAUUAUCCAAUAAGCCUACACUAUCCCAGACAGAGCUCAAGGGAAAUGGAAAUAUAAAGAAGAGACUCCCUUCAAUUGUGGAAGAUGAAGAUGAGGAAGAGGAGGGAGAAGAAGAAAGCAGCACCCUUUCACCAAUUGAUACACGAAGCACAAAUAGCUCUCAGCAGAAGAAGACUGCAAGCAAUAAAAGCCACCUAGGGAGAAACUUGAAGCAGUUGGCCUCAGGAACUGUGCCCUUUCAUUCCCCCAUCCGUGCUUGCAGUUCAAACCCCUCAAGAGCCAAACAUGAAACAGAGCUUCAUUACUACUCCAGAAGGAAGGAGAAAAACCUUAAAUUAUACCUGUCAGCACUGACCACCACUGGCCCACCAGAUCUGAGCCCAAGAAUUGUUGAUGGGAUUGAGGAUGGAAGCCAUAAUGAGGAAAGCCAAACCUUUGACUUCAGCUCUGAUCAGCUCAGGCAGGAAUCCAGGUUAUCUCCUACAUCUGGAGAGGCUGAAAUUGGUGCUGCUGUGCUCGUUAUCAAAGCAGAAGAGACCAAACAGCAGAUCAGCAGGCUUAAUAAUGAGAUGACAACUUUAAGUCAAGAAGUCUCACAAUUACGUAAGGAUAUGAAGAAUGUGAUGCACCUUCUGGAGAACCUGCUCACGUCCCAGAAGGCUCCAGGAUUCUGUGCUGUGCACAGCCUAUCUCGAAGUCCCACACUGGAUAGUCUGCAGUCUCGAGUGGCUUGGACUACACAUCAACCUUGCUCGCACAGGCAAGCUGGGAACUUCACUUGCACCAAAGCACAACUUUGUCGUGGAAACACAUUCUGUGACAUUUGGAAUACAGACCUGUCUUCUGUAGGCAGCAGUCCCCAAAGGACUGAACCCAACCCGCAAAAUUCUAUGGAUGGUGAAUUUUGUUAUACAACAGGCCUUCAAAAUUCCCCUUCCCAGUAUCAGGUAAUUCAGAAAGACAAUCUGCAAUUUUUAAGAUGCACCUCUCCCCAUUCAGACACUACCCUGACUCCUCUUCAGUCUAUUUCAGCAACCCUUUCUCCUUCAGUAUGCUCUUCAUCAGAGGCAUCAUUACACCUCGUGCUGCCCAGCAGAUCAGAGGAAGAGAGCUUUAGCCAAGGAGCAAUCAGCUCACUAAGCCUUGAGAACCUGCCAGGAUCAUGGGACCUGGAAGCAACAGCCAGAGUAACUUCUGCACAGACCCCAGAUUUCCCAAUAGACAUUGUGACAAGCACAAGGGAUCUUAAAGAUAAAGAUUGCCAAGCCAUAGAUGUAUGAGACACAGCAAAGUGGUACUCAAAGCAUGUUCCACAGCUGCCAGUUUUACGUUUAGAGAGUACUGCAUGACUGCUUUAUUUGAUCUCUGUUUUGGUGAUCAUGGAGAUUUACAAACAUGAAAAUUCAGACUUACAGAAAGUAAGAAAAGGUAAUAUUGGUUCAUAGUAUAGAAAAAACAAUAAAUUUCUAGAUUCUAGAAGCAUGUUGAAAAACAUUUUGAAUACAGAUAUAACUUACUUGUCUGUUUGACAGACUUUUGUGAUAGUCCAAAGACCCUGAGGGUCAGAGCAGCUGGAAGUCUAGCACAAAGAACUGUCAUGGGUGGCUUUUGUUCAUCGAAGCAAAGGUUUUCCCUGAGUGUCUGACCGUUGUUCCCAAACAAUAGCUAUGGCACUGUUUGCUUCAGGUGAUCGUGGGUCCUGCUGGUCUUUUUGUCAGUUCUGUGAAGGCAAAGGGACAAUAUUCGCUGCAUGUCAUCUAGACAAUCAACCAAAUAGAGCUGCUAGAGAGUGCUUAGUUGUUGCACGUUAUUUGUCAUGUAAAUGAAAUCUCUUAAUUUAUCUAAAACCACUAUUUUUAUAUACUUGGUAUGAACCAUGUACCUAAAAAUUAUUUAAAAUAUUUAUAAAGAGAAUAAGAGUUUGGUUUCAUUUUCGUAAAGGCUUGCAGUUUUAACAAGAAAUGCACUACCAUCGUAUUAGAUCAAAUACUAUUUAUUACUAAGAUAUUAUGUAGUUUACAAAUGGAUUCCCUUUUAUGUGCAUGCAAUUUGCAACGAAUGUACUCAUUCUGGUGGAAUACAAAUAAAUUAAGGUAUUAUUUUAUUUAAAAAAAUAAAAGAGCUGGAAUGUUGUAUCCUAUGAUAAGCUAUCACUACUUAAAAAGUGAGUUGUCAUACUGAUAUCAUUAAGUACUCUUGGUUUGUGUCUUAGUAUUGUGCUGUCAUUUGUAAGAACAAGUCAACAUUUUACAAUGCAUUCCUCUUUAGGGGUUUUAUAUCUGGAUAAGAAAAUUAAAAGGGAUGAAAACCAUUGAGCAAAUUGAGAAAUAUUAAAGGAGAAAAUUACAAUUAUUUAGUCUGAACCAAAGAAAUAAAAUUAGAAUAUUUAUUUAUUUAAUGAUUUCUUUGUUUCAUCUCUAAAAACCAGCUUUGAUUUUUAGUCAGAAUAAAGAAAAAAGAUACUAUAGGUUUGGCAAAUUAUUUAAUCCAGAAUCUGACUCAAUGCCCCCCCAAUUUUUUUUUCCAGUAUUUAAUGUACUAGAAACAUAUUGCUACAGUGCAACCAGAGCUACAGAUUUGCACUGGAAUUUUGAUUUAUAUACUUAAAGAUGUGCAGUGUACAUCAUAAGUAUAUAUUUUUAGCUAGCUUUCUAAAAAAAACCCAUGCUUGCAAGCCAAAAUAAGUGCCCUAAAAUGGAUAAGUAAACUAAGUUACAUUUAAUAAUUAAUGCAAACUGGUGGUUAUUAAACUGAAAUUUUUACAGAGCACAGAUUUAGGUUUAACUUCCUUAAGAGGUUGUUUUGGGUUUUUUUAUGAAAACUUCAAAGACUGAAAUUAUCGUUAACAUUUGGAUGUGUGCGGGAACACAAACCCCAGCUGAUACUCUGUGCCCAAAUUUUAUCCUUUCACAUCCAUUUUCCCACUGGUACAAAUUAGGGGUGAAGUGUCAUCUCUCAUUUUGGGCUGCCUGAAUUUUGCCAGUGUGUCUACACUCCAAUGUGAGUGUUUAUAUCCAGGGUUUCUUACUUUACCUCUAUUCCAGUUUUCACCUAGUUUAAAGUUAAAUAGAGAAGUGCUGAUUAAAUGAGGCAUAUCCCAGAAAUUUAAUAAUAAUAAUAAUAAUAAUAAUAAUAAUAAUAACAGAUAGUAGCAAAUACAGUAGCAAGUACAGGUCUAUGGUAUUUCUGCAAACAAUUCCGGUUCACCUUUAGCCAUCUGCUGGUACCCACCCCGCCUCAGCGCUGGGCAGGAGGCUGGGGGAGGGCUGCCUGCCCCCCACACCCAGGGCAGGGCCACACUGGCAGAGCCCCGCUGCACCUCAGCACCCUAUAGCCAUGGAGCACAGGUGCUGGUUCCUUGGGAUGCACAGGCACAUUGUGGCACAGCUGGCCACUAAUCCUGAUUCCUCAGCUCACCAUAUCACAGCUAUUGACUGAGAAUGCACAAACACACCAUGCCUAAUUCUCAAUGUCAUUUAACAAUUUCCAUUACACAUAUAAACUGGGAGAAGCAUUUGCUUUCUCAUUUUAGGACACAUAAACCAUUAUGUAUAUAAGUUAAAGUUUUGGCAUUGUUUUUAUUUUCCAGUAUAAACACUGGUGUCAUGAGAUUAAAACUGGAUGUUUUGUUCUGGA
Messenger RNA from Corvus hawaiiensis (hawaiian crow), 5908 nucleotides. RefSeq names its product potassium voltage-gated channel subfamily H member 8 (gene KCNH8). Gene Ontology annotation, cellular component: membrane. Bases 181 to 3552 code for a protein of 1123 amino acids. The record is from RefSeq and is a predicted model, not a curated record. The transcript is spliced from 17 exons. Gene Ontology annotation, molecular function: voltage-gated potassium channel activity. NCBI's taxonomy places the organism in Eukaryota, Metazoa, Chordata, Aves, Passeriformes, Corvidae. Gene Ontology annotation, biological process: regulation of membrane potential; potassium ion transmembrane transport.